CGCCUGCGCUAGCAGUCACAAGAUGGCGGAGAGUGCGGAACUAAAGCAAAUGGUGAUGAGCCUGCGGGUGUCAGAGCUGCAGGUUCUUCUGGGCUACGCGGGCAGAAACAAACAUGGACGAAAGCACGAGCUCCUGACUAAAGCCUUACACCUCCUCAAAGCCGGCUGCAGCCCUGCCGUCCAGAUGAAGAUCAAAGAGCUCUACAGACGACGCUUCCCCACCAAACUGGUGUCCCCAGCAGAACUGGCCCUGCCUGGAGUCCACCCCGCCGCCGCCUCCUUGCCCCCCGGCCUCACACAGUUGGGAUUUGAUGGGCACGGAGCGCCCCCAUCCCCUCUGCUCCCCAUCUCUCUCCUCGGGCCCAAACACGAGCUGGGCCUGCCCCACCUCCCCACGAACCUGCACCCCGUACACCCCGAUGUCAAACUGCAACGGCUGCCCUUCUACGACGUACUGGACGAGCUCAUUAAGCCCACGAGUCUCGCUUCAGAUAACAGUCAGAGGUUUCAGGAAACAUGUUUUGCAUUUGCAUUGACGCCACAGCAAGUCCAACAAGUCAGCAGCUCAAUGGACAUAUCGGGGAACAAAUGUGACUUUACAGUGCAAGUGCAGUUACGGUUUUGUCUAUCAGAGACAAGCUGCCCUCAGGAGGACCACUUCCCCCCUAAUCUUUGCGUUAAAGUCAACGGGAAACCAUGUAAUCUCCCAGGAUAUCUGCCCCCUACCAAAAAUGGCGUGGAACCAAAGAGGCCCAGCAGACCCAUCAACAUUACCUCAUUGGUCAGACUGUCCACAACUGUCCCCAACACCAUUGUAGUGUCCUGGACCUCGGAAAUUGGACGGAGUUACUCUAUGGCGGUGUACCUGGUCAAACAACUGUCAUCUACAGUGCUAUUGCAGAGGCUACGGGCCAAAGGCAUCAGAAAUCCAGAUCACUCUAGAGCACUCAUAAAGGAAAAGUUAACGGCAGACCCUGACAGUGAAAUUGCAACCACCAGCCUAAGAGUUUCAUUACUAUGUCCGUUGGGAAAGAUGCGGCUGAUGAUUCCGUGUCGGGCAUUGACGUGUUCACACCUGCAAUGUUUUGAUGCUACGCUCUACAUCCAGAUGAAUGAAAAGAAGCCCACAUGGGUGUGUCCUGUAUGUGAUAAAAAAGCACCCUAUGAACAUCUCAUCAUUGACGGGUUGUUUAUGGAGAUUCUGAACAGCUGUUUAGAUUGUGAUGAAAUCCAGUUCAAAGAAGAUGGCAGCUGGGCCCCCAUGAGGUCAAAAAAGGAAGUGCAGGAGGUGUCGGCUUCAUACAAUGGCAUUGAUGGUGGAUGUCGUACGACAGUGUUGGAGCAGAACUCUCAAACAAACGGCAACAGCGGAGGCAACAGCAAAAAAGUAGAGGUGAUUGAUUUGACUCUCGACAGCUCAUCUGAAGAAGAGGAAGAUGAAGAGCCCCCUCAGAAGAAAAGCUGCCCCUCGCUGUCUAGCAUCUCUCCUCAGAUGGAUAAUGGGGUACUAAAUCUCCACAGACAAGCGUCUCCUGUGAGUCGAACUCCCAGCAUGCCUCAGGUGGACACCAAUUACAUUCCCCCACCUCCUCCCCUCAUUCAGGACUACCGCCACUACUACUCUACACCCACUGACCUGUCAGAUCUCAACUUUUUUCCUUUUUUACAAGGAGAGAAUCAUCAGCACUACAACAUGGUGAUGGCAGCAGCCGCGUCAGCAUCUGAAGAUCACGACCUCCUCCUGAGUCGUUUCCUCCCAUACGGCUCGUCCCAGCUCUUCCUGGACCCUCCCUCUACCCCCGUAAGCAACAACCUCCCUCCCAUUAACGUCAACGGCAGCAGCACCGGCAGCAGCCUGGUGUCCUCCAGCAGCCUGCGGGAAAGCCUCGGACAUCCACCCGCCCCACGACCCACCUCCGAAUCGGCCCCCACGUCUGCCAUCUAUGGUCCCAUCCCAGACGUCAUCUCGUUAGACUGACACAGAACCGAAACUGACUGAAGAGACUUCCAAACAUUGGGAGGAAAACAGGACAUACAGGAUGACUGAAGGGUGUUUUUGUAAACGAUGAUAAUCGUUGCCGUGUACAGAGAACAAAUAUAUUUUUUGUUUUACUUUUGUAUAUACCUAUCUAUCUAGCUAUCUAAUGUAUAUGUAAACUUGAAAGAGUUUUUUUUUCCCCUCUCUGGCUUGCUAAAAUUACUUUGGGUUUUAUCUCUUGGGAAACUGAUGCUCUUUUUCCUUCACAGCUGUGUCUCAACCUCUUUAACAUGAUACGAACGCUUUUUAUACCCUUUACCCAUCAUAUCGCGUAAUCGUCUAUACUUUGUCUGAUUCCACAGGGCACAAUGGCUGCGAUCGGACCGUCUGCUGGAUUCUUGGUUCUUUUUCUCUUCCCAGCAAAACCUGUCCACAACAUUUCCCGUAAACAUGCAGGAUAUUUUAUAUAAUGCUUUUAAAGGGAACGUUCACCCAAAAAUGAACAUUCUGUCAUCGUUUACGCACCCCUCAUAUUGUAUAUUCUUCUGCGAAACGCAAAACAAGAUAUUUUCAGUAUUUUUCCUCCGUCGUUGGGGGUCCAGUGUUGUUUUUGACCCCAUUAAAACAUUAUUUUGUGUUGCACAGAAGAAAGUCGUAAAGGUUUAGAUCAACAUGAGAGUAAAUGAUGACUAAAUCAUUCUUUUGAUGAACACUUCCUUUAUUUCAAUGGGCCGUUAAGAAGCAUUCCUUUACAUUCAGGUUAACAACUGGAAGUAAUAGCAUUGUUACAGAUUGCCAAUAUCUGACCUCAUGAUUCUUAUGUGAAAUGUAAUUCAUGACUGUUUUUAAAACAAUGUAAUUCUCUAACAGUUUUGCAUCCAUAUUUUCUUGCUCAAUGCCAAAAGAACACUGUUCAGUGUUGAAGUUUCUAGAGUGAGAGCUUGUGAGUUCAGUGAACUUAAAUGUACACUUCGAGUGGAAAGUAAGGAUUUACUCUCUUUUUUUUUUUGUGGCUACCAUGCUUGAUUGUUUAUUCUUUUUUUUUUCUCCUCUCCUUCCGUCCCUCUCCUAUUGAAUUCUUCAGAAGGAAUGAUUUGUUUGGAGGUUCUGCAGUGGCGUAGAUGGUGAGGUUAUGAUGUCUUUGGUGUCGGCGUGUAAUGUUUGCUUCAUGAAUGUCUCUGUUCGGUUGUUAUCUGUAAGGUCAUCCGUGUUUGGCACUGUACAGGAAAACUAAAGCCACUCAUCAUUUCUUCUGUUUUGUCACGUGUGCCUUGUUGUGAGUGUGUUUAGGGCAUGAAAGACUGGACCUGUUAUUAUGUACUUCAGUUAGCCUGUAUUACACUAUGUUAACCAUCAGAUAUGGAGCUCUUAUCUACAGACUUGGUGUUUAUAAGCAAAUAAUCCUAUUGAGUAACCACAUUUGGAUGUCCUUUCAGGUGAUUGGGAUUAACACAAAGCGUUUAUUGCAAAAGUAGAAGAUUGGGGGAACAAUUCUGUGUUCAAAAAGAAAAUGGAAAUUGUUUAUUUAAAAAUAUUUUUUUAUAAACUUAAAUGACACAGGCUAUCUAAGUGUGUGUGUGUGUGUGUGUGUGUGUGUGUUUGCAGAUGUGGCUUUCUCAGUGUGUUGACCAGACCUCCUUUCAAAGCUUAAUAGGAUUUGAAGCUGGGGACGUGUGAAAGAAUCUAGCUAUUGCAUUUUGUUGCUUCCUUCGACCUCUAAACCUCCUUUUAACCUACAUUUCUUAUUUUAUCAGUUGAUUUUUUUUCUUGGCUCUAGGAUUGGUUAGAAAUUGGUUAAGUGGGAUAAAUAUGAUGGAGACAAAAAUACAAUGAUGUUAUUGUAAAAUCCUUAAUACCAAAUUAAGUACUUAUUAGAUCUCUAGUGUUAAUGAUUGACUCAUCUGGACAGUUCUUGUCUUUUGAUUCGGUGUGUCUGUCUCAGGACAUUGUGUGACUGACAAGAUUUUUUACCAGGGAUACACAGGCAAUGUUCAAAGACAAACACAAUUCAAGUGUUCAUUCAUUUGUUGAUUUUUGUUUGUGAUUGAUAAAGGGAUGUGUGUGUGUGUGUGUGUGUGUGUGUGUGUGUGUGUGUGUGUGUGUGUGUGUGUGUGUGAAUGUGCGUAUGAAAGCGCGUGUGCAUGUUUUUGUUGAAGUAAGGCAAACAUUGUGCAAACUUGGAUGUUCCAGUGAUGUGCAUUUAUGUGUUAAAGUUGAAUCCUCAACUUCACAACAAACUAAUUUAUAUAUUUUAGAUGCAGAACUGUGUUAUGAAUGGACUUGGUGUCAAAGUCCAAGUUUUUUUUGUUUUUUUUUUAAUUUUCCAUUUCGGUAAGCUAACAUCUAUGCUCACUGCCUUAAAUUUCAUCCACUCUGUGUCUAUGUGGCAUGUUUUACGAAAAGAGAAAAAAAAAAAGAUUUUUAAGAUGUGGAAGACAUAUUGUACAGUAGACCAAUGUCAGUUUGUAUAAAGUACUAAGUGAAAAAAAAUAUUUAUUACAUGCAUUGAAAGAAAUUGUUUACCUAUUGAAUGUUACAUGUUUAUGUAGAGACAUUUAGAUGUAAUAAAAUGCAUUGAGUUAA
Puntigrus tetrazona (Sumatra barb) is the source of this 4561-nucleotide messenger RNA. It is a transcript of the gene pias1a, whose product is annotated as protein inhibitor of activated STAT, 1a. Lineage: Eukaryota; Metazoa; Chordata; Actinopteri; Cypriniformes; Cyprinidae. The transcript has 14 exons. The record is from RefSeq and is a predicted model, not a curated record. Bases 23 to 1978 code for a protein of 651 amino acids. Gene Ontology annotation, molecular function: zinc ion binding; SUMO ligase activity; transcription coregulator activity. Gene Ontology annotation, biological process: protein sumoylation; regulation of transcription by RNA polymerase II.